AUGGCAGUAAAUAAUACUAAUCCAACGGACAAAUACAAACGAAUACAGGGCGCUAGCUUAUCUGUAGGAUCGAAAAAGUAUCCAAUUUUUAAGGGUAUUAAUACUAUCGGACGAAAUAAAGUUGCUAUUGUAAAUAUAAAACACCUGAAUGUGAGCCAAAAUCAAGCCAUAAUUACCAUAGUGGAUGAUAAUCAACACUUCAUAAGCGAUUUGAAUUCCUCAAAUGGAACAUAUUUAUGCAAAUCAAAGCUGAUACCAUUUAGAUUGUAUGAAAUAAUCGAUAAUUCCGAAAUACAAUUUGGGGAUGUAUGUAGUCUAUAUAAAAAGAUUACGGGUAAUUCUGUAAUACAUAUUAAUCAUAGCGAGGAGAGAAACGAAUUGACCCAAAAUGUAACUCAAAACUUCUAUGUUACUGAUACACAACUAAUUAACGAAGUUGUUGUAGACGAUAUUCACAAUGAGCCAACUCAGGUAGUAAUUACAUCUAACAAUUCAACAAGAAACGCAAGUGAUACCACUUUCGAUACGCAAUUCCACGAUGCACCGACCCAAAUAAUAGAUUUAAAUGUAAAUAGAAAUGAAGCAGUAAGUGCUAAUACCCAGUUUCACGAACAACCUACACAAAUAAUAAAUUCAAAUGAAUAUAAAAACAACGAUGAUAUUCAAGUUUGCGAACAACUCCCUCAAAUUGCCGAAGAAAACGAGAAUAUAUCGGAUACAAUCAUUUCGCAGCAAUCCACUCAGGAAAUGCCAACCGAGGAAAUUCAAAACAAUGAUAAACAAACCGAAAAUGACGGUAAUCCUGUUGGUGCAAACGAAAGUGUUAAAGUUUCUAAUAGAAAUGCCAUCCACGAUAGUCAAAUUCCUUCUACUUCUGCUGCACAGCAACAUCUUCCUGAUGAUUCGUUUAACACUCCGUCGAAACCCGGCUGUUACGAUCGAACAAUAGACGAAACUUAUCAAGAAGAGCUCAGUAACGAGUCGAUAGAUUUACUGCAAAAUGACGUUAGUAUAGACAAUCAAUCCGAAGUGAACGGAGAUUCGACGGAUUGCAGUACAAGCUCCGAUAUUGUUAAGAAAAGAAUUAAACCCGUGCCAAAAUUACCUUGUACACAACUUACUGCUGAUUCUGAAAUGAGCUCUCAAGACGUUGGCUGUAGGAAAAAGCCCUGCAGGCCAAUCGAUUCCGACUCUGAUACAGAUAUAGACGAGCCGGUUUGUAGUAAAAAAGAAGAACCAUCUGAUGAAAAUCCAAAAGCGAAUCUUGAUGUAAAUGAUUUGGGCUCGGACACCGAUUGUGAUGAUUUAGAUUGUAUUCCAGCCACGCAAGAUGCAUUCGCGAAAGCCUUGGAUUAUCAACCGAUUAAAUCCCAAAAUUCAAAUCAUUCAUCAUCGGGGAGUUUUAAAUUAGGCCUGACGGAGCUCAUUUGCUCCCAAAACAGCGAAGAAGUAAAAGAAAGCCAAAACGCAAGCAAGGAAGGCAAUAAUUCUUGUCCUGAAAAGAGCCAAGAGAGCGACAAUUCCAAAAAAUUUACUUUUAAAAAGAAAUCUCACGUUCUAAACGGAUCCUUAAACACUGCUUUAGGUAUAAACAAAUCUGAUUCACCGAAUAAAUCUAAUUUACACGAAGAAAGUAUAGUCGAACCUACUCAGGAAAUGUUAGAAGAUUUUAAAAACAUUUGUGCAGAAAGUACGCAGAUCAUACCAAAAAAUACUGAUGAUAAAAAAUUACCCUCACAAGAACAUAACAUUAAUGAAGAUGACGAUGAUGAUAUCAUAAACCCUACGCAAAAAUCGGAGGAGAAAACUGAAGAAACUCAAAUUGACGCGCUCUUCUUAGAGCCAACUCAAAGAGUCGAUAACGAUGAUAUUUUCAUUGCACCCACGCAAAUCAUUGAGAAUAAUGCUCAAAAUGUAGCUGAUAAUGAUGAAAAAGAAACCCAAGAAAUUAAAUUCGAAUUCCUUAAGCCUGCCUCGAAAGAAGAUAGUCAAUCGACACAGCCAGUUCGAGAUGAUGAUAUUUUCUUGGCACCUACCCAAGUUCUCCGCGAGGAUAAAACUCAAAAUUUCGGAAAAUCUCAAUCCACAAACGAUGAGAACAUUUACAUUGCUCCUACUCAAGUUCUCGAUCAAAACGAAACACAAAAUGAUGACCUACCGAUGACUCAAGACAAUUUGUAUAUACAGCCUACUCAAAAAAUUACUACUGAGGAAAUAAUUGUUGAAAGCAAGAAUAAUAUAGAAGAAAAGGAAACUGAAGAACUACCUAUUAGUAGCAAAGUUGAGGAGAAAACAGAAGCAAAAACGACUCGUUUAGAAACAAGAAGAAAGCUAGAUAAAAUUGAAGAAGCCAAUGCAAUUUCUUCGAGUGAUUCUUCUAAAGCUCCUCAAGAAGAUACGCAAUUGGAAAUGCCCUUUGGAAGCCAAAUUGAAAUAGUACUAACCGAUGUAUCCGGACGUCCUAGAAACCCUUUACUUUCUGAAUUAAAUAAAGAAAAACAAGAAGAACGAUCGGAAACUCUCAGUCAAAUUGAAGCAUUCGUACAAAUGCCACUACCAAAACCAAAUUUGAAAAGAGCAACAAAAAAGGCGUCUGCAGUGGAAAGAAAAAGUAAAAAAACAGAGCUUAAGGAAUCUUCAGCUACGACUAACACUAUUCGAAGGAGCCGAAGAAAUCAAUCGACUAAUAAUGAAGCUGAUGAAGAAACUGCAACAGCGGGCGAAGCGAAAAGGACUCGUCUGGAAAUAAAAACCGAAUCAAUUUGCUCGAAUGAUUCUUCCAAGCCGGCUCAAGGAAGAAGAACUAAAAAACCAUCGAGUAGCAGUAAAGUAGAAAAAGUUUUAGAUACAAAAACCCGAAAGAAUCUGAAGAGAAAAGGCGACAAUGACCGUAAUGACGAAGUUUGCAGUGAAAACAUCAGUAAUUCUAGCGAAAACGAUUUCGAAACUCCACAAUUUUCGCCUGCCAAGCGCUCUCGUUUAAGGAACAAGACUAAAAAUGAAGAUGGUGUUCGAGAACGCAGUACAUCCAGCAGAUCGGAUGAUUCCAUCAGCAAAAACCCGUCUUUUACAUCUGAGAGAUCCAAGCGAAAUAUCAAACCUAAGGUGGUCUUUACAAUGUUGGAUAACCCCCAAUUGGAAUCGUACAUCAAACAUUUGGGUGGCAGCAUUGUCGACUCAGUUUCCGCCGCAACGGUGCUGGUUACCGGAAGUGUUAAAAGGUCUCAGAAAUUGCUGAGCGCCAUUGGACAGGGCAAGCCCAUUUGCGGUCCGGAUUGGAUACAUUCUUCGAAAGCGAAUCGCAAUUUCCUAGAUCCUUGGGAUUGUAUAUUGGUAGAUAAAGAGGCGGAGGAGAAGUGGGAUUUUUCUUUGAAGGAAUCGUUGAGACGAGCCGUUAAUAAACCGUUGUUAUCUAAUUAUUCGUUUAAAUUGAUGGUUGCAACCGCUGCGGAUGUUUUGAAAGGUGCUAUCGAAGCGAGUGGUGGAAAAGUGGUGUCGAAAAUUCCAGAACAAUCUCUACUCGAUAAUUUUUACAUAAUCUCCACGUCAGACCAAAAAGCUAAGUACCAAAGGUUGCGAAAGAGCCAUCCGGACAUUAAAAUUUUGGAACCGGAGGCUGUUUUUGACGGUGUGCUAAGGCAGGAAUUUAGAGCAUCGAAACAUUUAAUCAAGUAG
Phyllotreta striolata is the source of this 3675-nucleotide messenger RNA. The record is from the annotation of a GenBank genome assembly. NCBI's taxonomy places the organism in Eukaryota, Metazoa, Arthropoda, Insecta, Coleoptera, Chrysomelidae.